AUGUGUCACAUUGUCAUGAUUUCCAGCACAAUCUCUGGCUAGAUCCUUUUCAGGCUUAAGGAGUGUGCUGUGGGAGUGGUUUCAGGCACAGGCCAAGUGCAGGGGAAGCCUGACACAAAGCUUUUAAUGACACAAAGCUCUUAAUAUACAGAGUUUCUCUGUCUCUGAUUCUUGAAGGCCCUAUUGGCAGCACGUCAGUGCUGGAGUAAAGAGCUGAGUGCAGAGUGUUUGAGCAGGGGAAAAGACCAAGUGUUCUGAGGUGGCUCAGGGUCUGCCUGCAUUGCUUGUGCAUGAAGGGUCCCUUUGAAGUCUGAGCAUGCCCACAGCAGAUGGCUUGACUUGAGCUGCAGGCCUGUGGUAUACAAAGCUUCAGUCCAGGAGCAGGGCUGGGUGUGGAUGGAGAGGCUGCAUCUUCAGGAUUCCUGACCCUUGUUUUAGGCCAAGUUAGUUUGCAAGGAAGUCCUGGUCCUUUACCCCAGAGCUUUGGAAAUAAAGGAAUCAUGAGCUUAAAAACUUGCUUAGCAUCAUGGAGCACUCACUUUCCACCCCUUUAUCUUUGGGGAACUUCCUCAUUAUUUCAAGGGAAGUGAAGAGAGAUUUAUUUCCUGGCCCCUCUUAAGCUGUGGGUACUAUGUUAGGAGUCCACAUAGCUACACUCCAAUAUCCUAGCAGCCAAGAGGACAGCCUUGCAAGGAUGUGGGAUAGGCCAUUUACCGCUCUUUGCAUUGAGUCCAAGAGAGGGGCAAAUAGAAAUAAUCUCCAAGAGGUUUGGCUCUGUGGGACUUUUUCCAGCUUGUGUCAGGCCUUUUUCCCUGUCACCAGGACCUUUCUUCUAGCAGGUCUUUCCCUGGAAUCAGGGAGCUGCAGCCUGCCCCAGGCUCUGGAAUUCUUACAGAGCAACACAGUCCUCUGGACAGGAGUUCUAUCUACAUCUUGAACUGCCCCUCGUCUCUCCUGCAACCAUGCCCAGACCUCUGGCCCCAAGGGCUAUACUAGCUCCACCCCCCAGCAGUGUCACCAUCCUCUGCUUUCAGGUCAUCGUGAUGUCAGGCCAUGAGACCAUCCGAGUGCUGGAAGUUGGAGUGGAUGCCCAGCUCCCUGCUGAGGAGGAGGGCAAAGGACUGGAGGGUGUGGCCGCUGAGGGUUCCCAGAGCCGAGGCCCUGCUGAAGCCAGUGAACCUGCUGGUGUAGCUGGGACAGUCAACCCAGACCCCUCUGCAGAGGCAGCUGUGAAGUCACUCCCAGGGAUCCCUCCAAGCCCUGCCCCCGCCAUUGCCACCUUCAGCCAAGCCCCGAGCCAGCCUCAGGCAUCGCAGACCCUGACACCACUGGCUGUACAAGCUGCCCCUCAGGUCUUGACUCAGGAAAACUUAGCCACAGUUCUGACAGGAGUUAUGGUUCCAGCAGGGGCAGUUACUCAACCUCUUCUUAUCCCCAUCAGUAUUGCAGGUCAAGUGGCUGGUCAGCAGGGGCUGGCCGUGUGGACAAUUCCUACAGCAACCGUGGCUGCCCUCCCAGGACUGACCGCUGCUUCUCCUACAGGGGGAAUUUUCAAGCCACCUUUAGCUGGUCUCCAAGCUGCUGUGCUGAAUACUGCUCUCCCGGCAUCUGUACAAGCUGCCCCACCAAUACAGGCCUCCUCGCCAGCCCAGCCCCGGCCACCAGCCCAGCCCCAGACGCUGUUCCAGACCCAGCCGCUGCUACAGACCACGCCUGCCAUCCUACCGCAGCCCACUGCUGCCACCACUGCUGCCCCCACCCCCAAGCCAGUGGACACCCCCCCACAGAUCACCGUCCAGACUGCAGGCUUCGCAUUUAGCCCAGGAAUCAUCAGUGCUGCUUCCCUCGGGGGACAGACCCAGAUCCUGGGCUCCCUCACUACAACUCCAGUCAUUACCAACGCCAUUCCCAGCAUGCAGGGGAUCAGCAGUCAGAUCCUCACCAAUGCUCAGGGACAGGUUAUUGGAACACUUCCAUGGGUAGUGAACUCAGCUAGUGUGGCGGCCCCAGCACCAGCCCAAAGCCUGCAGGUCCAGGCCGUGACCCCCCAACUGUUGUUGAAUGCCCAGGGCCAGGUGAUUGCAACCCUGGCCAGCAGCCCCCUGCCUCCGCCCAUGGCUGUCCGGAAGCCAAGCACGCCUGAGUCCCCUGCUAAGAGUGAGGUGCAGCCCAUCCAGCCCACACCAGCUGUGCCCCAGCCUGCUGUGGUCAUCGCCAGCCCAGCUCCAGUGGCCAAGCCAUCUGCCUCUGCUCCCAUCCCAAUUACCUGCUCAGAGACCCCUACUGUCAGCCAGUUGGUGUCCAAGCCGCAUACUCCAAGUCUGGAUGAGGAUGGUAUCAAUUUAGAAGAGAUCCGGGAGUUUGCCAAGAACUUUAAGAUUCGGCGGCUCUCACUGGGCCUCACACAGACCCAGGUGGGUCAGGCUCUGACUGCUACGGAAGGUCCAGCCUACAGCCAGUCAGCCAUUUGCCGGUUUGAGAAGCUGGACAUCACACCCAAGAGUGCCCAGAAGCUGAAACCAGUGCUGGAGAAGUGGCUGAAUGAGGCUGAACUCCGGAACCAGGAAGGCCAACAGAACCUGAUGGAGUUCGUGGGAGGUGAGCCCUCCAAGAAACGCAAACGCCGCACCUCCUUCACCCCCCAGGCCAUAGAGGCUCUCAACACCUACUUUGAGAAGAACCCGCUGCCCACAGGCCAGGAGAUCACCGAGAUUGCUAAGGAGCUCAACUAUGAUCGUGAGGUCGUGCGGGUCUGGUUCUGCAAUCGGCGCCAGACGCUCAAGAACACCAGCAAGCUGAACGUCUUUCAGAUCCCUUAAGACUUGGCCCCCAGCCUUGUGUUCCAGCACUUUGUACUUUUCUCUGGGUGCCCAGUUGCAGCCACUGCCAUGACAGCACCUCCUGUCAUAUGGCCACAUGUAGCUGUGCUUGCCCUAGGUCAUGAGACUCCACUGUGUGCAUGUGCGUCAAUGCCUCCCUCCUCUCCCCCACGUAUCUCACACCACGUGGAGCCCGAGGGGCCACGUGAGAGUGUCAGGCUCCGGGCUGGUCAUGCCAAAGGAGGAGAUUUGUGGUGUCACUUAGAGAAGCACUUUGCUAACAUGGUUUCUGAAGGGUGAAUUCUGGCUGGGAACCAGAAACUCCCCGUCUUUGGGGCAGCUCCUAAGGCCCAUUGGCCCUUAGCUCUUGUUUUCUAUGGCGUUCUCUUUCCCUUCUCUCUUCUCCUUUCCUCCUUUGUGUUAGUGUGGCAAGUAGGACAACUCAUCCAGUGGAACCACAGCUUCACACUGCCCCCACCCCCCCAUCCCGCCCCCACACUUUGCCUGCAGGCACAUUGUCCCUCUGAAAGGACCCAGGAGAUAAAGUUCAGAAAAGUAUGAUGUGCUGCUCAGAAGGUCACACUCUAUGUCUGCUCUGAUCUCAAGAUCAGAAGGUUCCCCUAGGCCUGGGGCGAGCACAUGUGAUCUCCUCUCCCAUCUCUCCCUGGCUCCUUUGGGGGAAAAAUUGCACUAAAGCAGAACCUUUUAUUUUGCAAUUCAUGUCGGAAGGAAGAAACAGUGAACUCUCCCUGUCCUGAAGUUGUGCUGGGUCUGCAGCAGGCCGGGAAUUUAGUAAAUAAGGCCAUCCCAGAUUUUAAACUAAUCUCUGUCUAUGGCAAUGUCCCCAAUGAAAAGUAUGGAUUGAGAGAACUUGCAGCCUGGAAAAUCCCACUGCCCAAGCAAGCAGGCAACUCUGGACAAAAAUGAGGAGGAAAGGAAUGCUGUUUUUCUCUCUCGUCUGCCCCUUACUCCAGUACUGAGGCCUUCUUAAAAGAAGCAAAUUAAACAAUAAACCAGAUAGCAAGAUCCUGGGGGAAAGGACAACAUCCCAAAAGAGUUCAUGGCAGCCAAGGAAAGUCUCUUGUGGAAGUUAACUCUAAUUUUCUUUGUAACUUGAAUACUAGAGGAUAAAUCUCAUUUUGUCCAGAG
Galeopterus variegatus (Sunda flying lemur) is the source of this 3968-nucleotide messenger RNA. RefSeq names its product POU class 6 homeobox 1 (gene POU6F1). NCBI's taxonomy places the organism in Eukaryota, Metazoa, Chordata, Mammalia, Dermoptera, Cynocephalidae. Gene Ontology annotation, molecular function: DNA-binding transcription factor activity, RNA polymerase II-specific; RNA polymerase II cis-regulatory region sequence-specific DNA binding. Bases 963 to 2819 code for a protein of 618 amino acids. Gene Ontology annotation, biological process: regulation of transcription by RNA polymerase II. The transcript is spliced from 10 exons. The record is from RefSeq and is a predicted model, not a curated record.